GAGCAUCACAUGGUUGCGUAUUAGAUAUGACGUAGCAUAGUGGGUUAUUGGAUUGAUGGAGGAAAAAUGUCUACUGCCAUACGAAUUUAUUUGGCAUAGGGGAUUACAAACCUCGGGCCAAUUUAUAUUACAUUCUCUUUCCAAAUGAUUCGACGCUCGUGCGCAUUACAGUUGGAUAGUGUAAUAUUGCGUAGCAGGCCAAAAUGUCUGUGGCAAAUGCGAAACACACUGUCAUAAAUCCGGUGGUCCCAUUCACUGGCACUAUACCUGGAGGACUGCACCCCGGAGAGAUAGUCAUCGUUCAGGGCACUGUUCCCUUUGAUGCUGACAGGUUCCAGAUGGACCUGUCCUGUGGCUGCAGCACGAGGCCACGGGCAGACAUCGCCCUCCACUUCAACCCUCGUUUUAAGGGCGCCCCCUGCAUCGUGUGUAACUCCCUGCUGCAAGAGAGCUGGGGCAGGGAAGAAACUCUCCACAAGAUGCCCUACAAACAGGGAGCCGCCUUUGAGACCAUCAUCCUAGUGCAUGAUGACUGCUUCAAGGUGGCUGUAAAUGGUGCUCAUUUGUUGGAGUACAAGCACAGGCUCCAACUGGACAAGAUAAACACAUUUUCUAUUGCUGGGAAGGUCAAAGUUCACGCUAUCGGCUUCAUCCCAAACUCAGCAAUAUAUUCAGAGUCAGGAGACUUGGGCCUUCCUUAUAAAGGCAGUCUAAUCAAGGGUUUGAGCCCCGGGCAGCACAUCAUGAUUAAGGGGAAGGUCAGCAGUAUGUACCCUCACAGCUUUACUAUCAACCUCCGCAACAGCAAGACAGAAAACAUUGCCCUGCACCUUAAUCCGCGCAUGAAGUCUGGCACGUUCAUCAGGAACUCUUACCUUAGUGAGUCCUGGGGUCCAGAGGAGAGAGAGAUCCCCUUCUUCCCCUUCUCUGCUGGGGAGUACUUUGAGCUGCUCAUCCUGAUCCAGGCCCACCAGUUCAAGCUAGCUGUGAACGGCUCUCACUUGCUGGACUACAGACACCGGGUGCAGGACCUGAGCACCAUCGACCAGCUGGAGAUCAUGGGCGACCUGCAGCUAAUGGAUACCAAGCUGUGGUGACCCCCAGGGCAACAGACCCCCAGGCUAGGCUAGCUUAAAGUAAAGUAACAGACUGUGGAAGCUAGUUUUGGUUAGACCAGGCUAGGUUACGUUAGGUCGCUUGGUGAGGGGUGCAAGGCAAGGCUAGCCUUCUGUUCGGUUCCAAUUGAUGCUAGGUUUAGCCUUUUGGUAACCCAGACAAGACUUGGCCUGGUUUUGGCAAAUAAUGGACAAUCAGCCCCUUUACAACAACCCAUCCAGGGCUGGAGUGCAUGAACAAAUCCAGCUUUAAACAAAAUGCUGACUGUCCCCCCAUAUCUGAGCCAUGACUGUUUACAGGGUUGCCUUGGUUAGUGUCUUUACAGCACUAACAAGCUAAUAUACUGUAUUAUGCACAACUGGGUGCACUGUUAUGGAAACCGUAAUACACUGGAGGAGAAAAAAGAAAAAGCAUUUAAAAUAAACACAAACCACAAACCAUCAGCAAACAACCGAUUUGACGUCUGGUUUGGAAACUCUGCAGUUGAAUAUCAGAGAGCUGAAUACAAGAAAGGUUAAGAUAUCCCCAGGUUCAACAUGUCAAGGUCAUUAGCAAAAAGAGCACAACUUAUGGAAACUGCGUGACAAACUUUUACUAAUCCAAAUUCAUACAUUUUGAAAACCAUCAAAUCUCAGAAUCUUUACCGUAACUGUCAACAUUCCAUUAGAAUGUAUUGCAAUGUACUGCAACUCACAUUUCAGUAGUGUAGCUGAAAAUCCUUGAAGAUAGGUGCUCUUUUGGAGAGAAGAAAAAAUUACAAUUCUCAGGAACAUACUUGUACCUGUGGAUUUGAUCCCUGAUAUGUUGCUGUCUGUGCAUACAAUAAUACGAAAACCCAUUAAAUGAUUUGAUGUUGCAGUGACAUUGAAGCAUGGACAGAACACCAGGUGAGUUGUAAAUUACACUAAAAUAACUGGAAUCCAUUAUAUUAUUAUUUUAUCAUCUUGUUUAAGUUAUGGCAGUUAUGUUUUUCCCCAUGUUGUCUUUUUAAGUCUUGUCAUUGACAAUCUUUGUCUAAUAAUAAUUUAUUUGUCUAAUCAUUUAAUGUAUUAAAUACUGUGUAGGCAAUGUUUGGUGAGAAGCACUUUGUCAGAUUUGCCAAAAUAAACUUCACAUCUUGAUAGUAACUAAUACAUCUAAUCUUGCCUACACCAGCUUUAAUACCUGGGAUAUCGUACUUCAGCACUAGUCCUUUGUACAGUAAGGCAUACAUUGUGGCCUACUACAUUAUAUUUGCAGAGCAAGAAAAUUACACUCUCAAAGCUGUAUAUUGUGAUGACUAUUCAUUUUACUGUACAUUUUAUGGAUACAUUAUUGUAUGUAUUAUAAAUAAUGUAUUUACAGCUGAAUAAAUGUAUGGAAAUGUGCUCUUCUUCCAAUGUGCUUAAAUAUAUACAGUUCACAGUGUGCUGAAA
Molecule: messenger RNA, 2531 nt
Organism: Hypomesus transpacificus
Lineage: Eukaryota; Metazoa; Chordata; Actinopteri; Osmeriformes; Osmeridae
Gene: lgals8b
Product: galectin 8b
Exons: 8
Coding region: 204-1097 (297 amino acids)
Molecular function (GO): carbohydrate binding
Source: RefSeq, a predicted model, not a curated record